GUUUUUGUGUGAAAAACAGUGAAUUUAUUUUUGUUGCGAAAAAUACCUGUUUUCUCGAUUUUAAUUACUAUUCAUUUGCUUAAGUUUUUGUUUAAUUGUGUGUUUAUUUUGUGUGAAUUAAAUUUGUGGUCAAAAAUAUGGAUUCCUUGUUAUUAGCGGACAGCCCGUACCACAACCCGGUGCUCGCGUUGGAUAACACGCGUAAUGUUCAUAAAAUAAAGGAGUUGACAAAAGGUUUUCUACACAAGAGGUCCAUACUGUUAGCCGUUUCCAAGACGUUCACCGACGAGAUCCGGUUGGGACUGGCGCUCAACCCACCCAUGAAGUCCAGCCUAAUUAUGGCCAACACUUACGUCACACAACUGCCGGACGGCACCGAACGGGGAGACUAUAUAUCCCUCGACUUAGGCUCCACUAACUUCCGGGUCGUAUUGACCCGAUUCGGAGGUACCGGCGCUGCCAACGAGUUUCACGUCAAACACUAUACCGUUCCCAAGGAGUUCCGGAGGGGACAGUCGUCUCACGUA
Messenger RNA from Oppiella nova, 527 nucleotides. The record is from the annotation of a GenBank genome assembly. NCBI's taxonomy places the organism in Eukaryota, Metazoa, Arthropoda, Arachnida, Sarcoptiformes, Oppiidae.